AUGAUAUGAUUCAUAUGGUCAUAUUACUCUAAGGUCAGUGAUUGCGGGGUCCCCAUUGAAUGCGACGGGGUAGAAGAUUCCGCUGCAUCCAUAAAUAGACGGACCAUCACAUCCCGUCCGUCGGCCGGGAUGACAGACAACUCGGGAUGUCGCACCCCGCAUACUCUUGCCGAUAUACGGAGUAUUUGCAUCCGAAACAGACUAUAUCCGAUACAUAAACAGACUCAGGGUACAAGUUGACUACGAGUUGCCAAAGAGAUUACUAUUGUUACAUGUUUACCUCAAUUUUCCGAGUUUCUUUCCCGAAGUCAGUCCGCACAUAUAGCCGGAAGAGGAUGAGUGACACAACCAGCUUCUUGGACCGCCUCGCGGCUCUCGACACCAAUACAGUAUCCGAUGCAUUAGAUGUCCUCCAUCUUCGUGGUGCCACAUACGGCCUCCGGCCUCUCUGGAACUGUCCGAAAAUCGUCGGCCGCGCUAGCACGGUCGAAGUAGGCCCGAGGAUCGGGACAGCCCCAACACCACAUCCUUUUGCUCCUACCAUCGAUGCAGUAAGCAGUGAUGACCGGGUUCUUGUCAUCGCCGGCGGACUGGAGGGUGUGUCCUGCUGGGGCGAUAUCAUUGCAAACGCCGCCAAGGCCAAGGGAAUCCGGGGUACCGUAAUCGACGGAGUAUGCAGAGAUAUCGACGGUAGUGUCGAGGUCCAGUAUCCACUCUACGGACGUGCUGUUACGAUGAUCAGUGGCCGGAGUCGCAUAGUCUCUGUCAGCGCUGGCAAGCCCGUGCGUGUCUGUGGUGGUGUGACAGUCGAACAGGAUGACUAUGUUAUCGCGGACGCGUGCGGUACUGUCUUCGUCCCUGCCGCACAUAUCUCGAUCGUCCUCACCCUUGCGGAGCAGAUCAACAACCGCGAAAACCAGAUGGUAGAGGCAGUACGCUCCGGGCAGACGGUGUCGGCGGUAAUGCGCGACUCGCGCUUCGAGCAACUCCGACAAGAGACCGUGUCGGCUGCCGCGGCUGCCAGCCCACUAUCACAAGAGAACCCCCGGAAGGCGAGUGCGGAGGAUCAGGAGUUGGUUGGACUUUUGAGGGGUUUGGACUCGCCAGCAGUCUCGGACGCACUGGAUUCCUUGGGAAUCGCAGGACAGGCCUGGGGUAUUCAGCCAUUGUCUUCUUCGGGUUCAAGUAACCGGCGAGUUACUGUUGGUCCGGCAUUUACCGUGCGUUACGUCCCUGCGAGCGACCCACCUGGCAGUGUAGGGGAUUUCCUGGAUGAUGUGGCGGUUGGAGAUGUGGUUGUUAUUGAUAACAGUAGCCGUACAGACUGUACAGUCUGGGGCGAUAUCAUGACUCACUAUGCCGCGCUGCGGGGGGUUGCGGGCACGGUGAUCGAUGGAGUGUGUCGUGACGUGGAUCUGGCCCUUGAGGAGGGAUACCCAUUAUACACUGCAGGACGAUGGAGGCGUACAGGAAAAGAUCGGGUCCAGGUCGGUGAGGUCAACGGGCCUGUUGGUAUUGGGAAGGUCCGGGUCGAGUCCCGGGACAUCGUUGUCGCUGAUUCCAAUGGCGUCGUGAUCAUUCCUCGGAACCGCGUGCGUGAAGUAGCUGGGCUCGCUCGCAAGAUCUCGGAGAGUGAAGCGCAAAUCCGCGAGUUGUUGACGAAGAGGGGGGCUACACUUGCGGACACACGCCGACAGCUCGGAUACCACACACUGCAACGGAGAAGGGGAUAGUAAGGAUAUCCUAGAGGGGCUAGAAUGAAGCGUUUCGGUUUCUUAGAAGAAAUAGAAAUGAUUGAAUCAGUUGCUGCCGCAUAGGGCUCGGCUUGAAAGACGAAGAAACUGUAAAUUGCACGCCUACGCAGAGUAUAGUCCAUAAUCUUCAUAUUAACGAGAUGUUAACCUUUCAAAGAUUGAU
Molecule: messenger RNA, 1917 nt
Organism: Aspergillus piperis CBS 112811
Lineage: Eukaryota; Fungi; Ascomycota; Eurotiomycetes; Eurotiales; Aspergillaceae
Product: RraA family protein
Exons: 1
Coding region: 273-1733 (486 amino acids)
Source: RefSeq, a predicted model, not a curated record